Messenger RNA from Cadophora gregata, 5172 nucleotides. RefSeq lists its product as uncharacterized. Gene Ontology annotation, cellular component: plasma membrane. Gene Ontology annotation, biological process: regulation of membrane potential; sodium ion export across plasma membrane; intracellular potassium ion homeostasis. The coding region runs from base 765 to 3980 and encodes 1071 amino acids. The transcript has 3 exons. Gene Ontology annotation, molecular function: sodium:proton antiporter activity. Lineage: Eukaryota; Fungi; Ascomycota; Leotiomycetes; Helotiales; Ploettnerulaceae. The record is from RefSeq and is a predicted model, not a curated record.
CAAGUCUCGGAGGGUCGGCAAUCGUUGAUAUCAGACAGACAGAAACAAAUAAAGGGAGAGGAAAUUUUGUCGAGGUGAGAUGAUCCAAGACCAUUGGGCUGAGAUCCUGGGAUGGUUGAGAAGAACGAAACUUAAUAUUGCCUACCUAGGUCCGGUACAGCAGCCAAGGAAAAGACAAACAUAUAAGUUAUUGGAAGAGGCAGCUAUCAUAAUCGUGCACGGGGUUCAGAAUUGCGUUAGUCCCGACCUAACUACCUGCCAAAAGUCCAAUCGAGGGCAUCACAUCCUUCUACGAGAAAUUCAACCAUCUCGACCUUCUUUUCCUCCCCACCUCCCCCGCGCUCUUUACGAGCAGAACCCCUACAUUCCCUCUCCUCACGACUACCUACGAAAACCUACGAGUAUCCUUAUCCUCACGAGGACCUUCCGAUCAUUUAAAUUGGCAGUGCACUCGUUGCACCGAGCCGUCGAGUCGGCCAAGACACCAAGAAUCUUGUUGAAUUGGAGCGGCGACUGGGCGCGACCAGCUUCUGAAUGCUCCGACACCACGCAAUCCUUCUGACCGAAUCGACAGACUGGGGAAUUGGGAAGGACAUACAGCUGGGUUGAAGCAGACACGCAAUACAGGAUCUGCCGUGAGCACCUGCUACCCACAUCUGCUGUCAAAAAUUUCCAGAAGCAUACCUUAUCGCCGUCGCCUCAAAUUUCUUGGGAGACAAGAAAUUCAAGCUCACCACCAAGAGAGACCAAGCUCUUGACUCACCAUGGCGUGGGAUCAUCUCUCGAUCAAUCGACCGCAUCUGGUCUACAUCAUCCUCGGCGGCUUCACGUCGCUGUUCAUGCUGUGUUCGUCGUUCAUCAAAGAACGGCUGUACAUAGGUGAAGCAACUGUCGCCACAAUCUGCGGAAUUAUUUUUGGCCCGCAUGCUGCCAACCUGAUCGACCCUGGAACAUGGGGAAACACCGAUCAGAUCACCCUCGAGUUCUCUCGAAUCGUCCUCGUCGUCCAAUGUUUCGCCGUCGGUGUCGAACUACCCAAAUACUACAUGGAGAAGCAUUGGAGGAGUGUGGUGUUCUUGCUACUGCCGGUUAUGACAUUUGGCUGGUUGAUAACUAGUUUGUUCAUUUGGUGGAUGGUUCUACCACUCACAUGGCUUGAGGCUCUGGUCUGCGCGGCUUGUGUAACUGCAACAGAUCCUGUCCUGGCCAGUUCCGUGGUCGGCAAGGGAAAGUUUGCCAAGCGUGUGCCAAAGCAUUUGCGAGAUCUCCUCUCAGCCGAGUCAGGAUGCAACGAUGGAAUGGCAUUUCCGUUCAUAUACCUUGCUCUCUACCUUGUCGAGUACAGACCAAAUUCCAAGGAGGUGGCAUUUCAUUGGAUCGUCAUCUCCAUCCUCUACGAGUGUGUAUUUGGCGCAUUUUAUGGGUUUAUGAUUGGUUAUAUUGGCAGACAUGGGAUCAAGUAUGCUGAGAAGCAUGACCUUGUCGACAGAGAGAGCUUUCUCGUGUUCUAUUUUGUGCUCGCGCUAUUUUGUGCUGGCUCUGGUAGUAUCCUGGGAGUGGAUGAUCUCCUUGUCGGCUUUGCUGCGGGGGUUGGCUUUUCUAACGAUGGUUGGUUCACACAAAAGACUGAAGAGUCGCACGUUUCCAACGUUAUUGAUUUGCUUAUCAAUUUGGCUUACUUUGUCUACUUGGGGACCAUCAUUCCUUGGGAGCAGUACAAUAACGCAGCUUUGGGACUGACCCCUUGGAGAUUGGUGGUCAUUGCUAUCUUCGUCAUCUUCUUCCGCAGAAUUCCGAUCAUGUUGGCACUGAAGCCACUUAUUCCAGAUAUCAAGACCUGGCGAGAAGCUCUUUUCGCUGGCCACUUUGGACCGAUUGGUGUCGGGGCAAUCUUCGUAGCCAUUCUUGCUCGAGCGGAGUUAGAGACAACAACGACCACGCCAUUGGCAUCCUAUCCCGACCCCGAAGCCCAUAAUUAUAUGGUUGUCGCGCUUGUUUGGCCCAUCACUACCUUCCUUGUUAUUUCGUCAAUUAUCGUCCAUGGCUCCUCCAUCGCAGUCUUCACUCUCGGCAAGCACAUCAAUACACUGCAUCUGACCAUGUCUUACACAACAGAUGUGGAUGGUCCUGGCUGGCUGAACAGACUUCCUCGUAUUGCAACCAUAUCAAGAUCUCAAGCAAAGUCUACAGUGUCUGAAACCGAUGCCGACGAGUUGAAGAUGGACGACUUCCCACCCGGAGUGCUACCGCCCAUUGGAAUGCCACGAGAAUUCUUACGUCGCCAAAAAGAAGAAGACAACCCGCCGAACAAUGGUCGAGCGUCUUCUCUCAUCCCUCGCCGACGAAAGAAGAAGUGGGAUGACGGCCUGGGCCCUGGUGGGCCUAUUAGCCAGUCGGCAAUUUACCCUGUCCGACGCAGCCAGAGUGAGCAUCUGAGUGAGAACACUUCCGAUACUUUGACCCCAGGUGGAAACUCUCCAGAUACUGAGAAGGAUAUCGAGAACGAAAAGAACGAACGUGACCUGGGCGAGGUCCAGCAUGAUCCCGAGAUGGAAAAGAUCAUGUCCAGAGGUUCUGAUGAGACAAGACAACGGCACGGAUCACGAGCAGAAAACGAACCAAAUAGAAGAGAGAUCUAUCGAGAAGGUUCCGACAUCAUUAUCGAAGAUGAAGAUGGCGAGGUUGUUGAUAGCAAGAUUGAGUCACAUACACGAAAGGAAAGACAACAAGCUGUUGAAAAGACUGUAAAAGAAACGAAAGAAGAAAUCGAGUCUUCUGGACUCGGUUACAGGAAUUUGAGAAAGAAGUUAGGUAUUUGGAGGCACAGAGAUGAGCCAGAAGAAGAAGAUGGUGGACCAAAGGGUGCAAAGGCACCACCCAAGAAGAGAGGUCCAGCAUUGGCAUAUCAAUUUGGGAACACUAUUAUUGUUGAGGAUGAAGACGGAGAAGUCGUUAAGACUUACGAGAUCCCAUCAAGCAAACCCAAGACCGGCGGAGAAGGAAGUUCUGGUGGUGUCGUCCGAAAAGAGCUCAACCGCAUGGGUACAUGGACCGGUAUCACCAAGAAGCCAGGCGACGCUCACAAGGGCGAGGAAUCCUCCCGACCCGGACUAUCACACGGUGAAUCUGUCCUCGGCAGACUAGGCAACUGGGGCUUCAAAGGUCCUAACACCAACACUGAAGAAGGACCAGACAAAGCCAAACGCCAAGAUAGCAACGAAGACGAUGAUGAUGACCGACACAUCCGCUUCACCAUCGGUGGUGCAGGCCGCCGUCUGACCAAAGACGACUUCCUCAAGGAAAUCCAAUCCCUCGAUCCCAAAGCCCGUGCCGCCAUCGUCGACAGCAGCGACGCCUCCGCCGCCAUGAAAGACCUCGCUCGCAAAGACGCCUCCGCCGACAGCCCCGGCAGCAGCCGUCUCUUCACCGCCAAAUCCACUCAGAUGGCUUCGGGCAAAGCGACUGCCAAGUCAGUAGGCGCUGAGAUGGCACGUAGACGCGGAGCCGCGAUCGAUGAGGACGAUGAGAUGAGAGAAUCUGGUAGCGAGAGCGACUUCGAUCACCAGAAGCGCCGCGCGAAAUCUGUCGCGGAUCAAGGCGGCAGCAGACCCAGCCAGCAGCAAACCACUCGUCGCGUUUCUCAUGCUGCUGAUAUAGGUGAGACGCAAGCGGAGAGGCGGAGAAGAGAACAAGCUUUGAAGGGCGUGGAUUCUGUUACGCCGGCGCAGAGGGGGAGAGAGCGUUCGCGUGAUGACGAGGAGGAGGGUGAGGAGGUUGAGGAGGAGGAGGAGGAUAAUGGGAGGGGAGAGGUUGAGACGGCGGCGGAGAGGAGGAGGAGAGAGGCUGCGUUGGGCCUGGAUAGAGGGGCGGCGAGGGGAGAGGAUAGCGAUGAUGAUGAUACGCCCAGAGUGCCGCCGCCGGUGGCGAGGAGUAGGGGGAUCAGAUUUGCGCAGAGUCCGGUUAGAGGGGGCAAGAAGUGAGUGAUUGAGUUACCUCUUUGAUGAGGCUUGAAGGUGAUAUUUGAGUGGAGCAAACUGGUAUUGAAUUGCGAGAGCGAGCGAGCUUUGUAGCAUGGCAUGGCAUGGCAUAGUAUUGCAUUGCGUGGUGUUGGUAGUACAGUACAUGUUUGUGUUGGUGUUGGUGUGAUUCUUGUAAAUAAUUUGGACAAAUGCUACGAUACUAGAUUGUCUCCUAUCCUCCUAUCUAUUAUCUUCUUGAUUUGUUUGUCUGGUGAUAAUUCAAGUUCAUGGUCCAUUCAAUGGUGACAUGAACUUGCUUACAGUAGUGCAGUUCAAUGACAAUAUAAACAAUAACUCAUCUUCUCUGCUUUCUCUUUGGAGCCGAGCCUAUCUAUCCUACUCGGUGUGCAGUAGAAUACAAGCCUAUGCAGAACUAAGAGCGGUCUGAGAGAAAGCCUCUCGCGCUCAUUUUCGGUUGCGUGUUCGUCCUUGCCUUGUUGCUAAUAUAUUGGCUCGGGCGAUGAUAAGACGCCAGUGUAGUCGAAAGUAAGGAUUUCCAGUGCUGGCAAGCUGUGAAUUUGAAGUUGGAAGUCGGUCAUGAAAUGGUCUCUUGAAAGGCCAAAAUCUGAAAUCUAGAGCGGGCUUGACGUUUGGUGACGAUGAAAGCUGGCGCUUAGCAAGCCCCUGUCGCUGGACUGGUAGAGAUGGUCAAGGAUCAUUGAGCUAUGCCAUUUAUUUGGAGGCGGCACAAAUUACUCGGCACUACUGUCACAUCGUCCUCUGAGGUAGGUCGUAUGAAAGUAUUUUCGAGGAUGAAUUUCUCCUCGUGAAAUUCCGUUCUGCGAGUUCAUAGCAUGGUCACGACAGGCAGGCCUCAUGGAACCGCAUGCUCGUUGAAGCGUCGAUGUAAUCACGGGGAAUUGGAAGGAUUAGGCUCAGGUUACAGCUCUUUCCCACCGACUGGUAACCUUAUUGUACUUUAACCAUCUCUUCUCGCGAGCAUCGAGUACAGUCCCAAGUGUCACUACUCUCUUCACAUGCUGUGUAGCGGAAUGUGCCACGCGCAACCUGUAACGCGGAGUCUCUCCUCCUCCAACCAAUCGAGGGAAAGCAAAAACUCCAAGAAGCUGCCCAUGGGGAUUGAAAUGACCAACAAUUCCUUCUGAAAAAAUAGACUGUUCCCACCAUACCUGAUGAGGACAGUGCAAGCCGG